This is a messenger RNA of Cherax quadricarinatus, 707 nucleotides long. RefSeq lists its product as uncharacterized. The record is from RefSeq and is a predicted model, not a curated record. NCBI's taxonomy places the organism in Eukaryota, Metazoa, Arthropoda, Malacostraca, Decapoda, Parastacidae.
AGGACCCUUGGUUCUCUGUCUUCCUUGCUGCCCAUCAUCAUCAACACACUCCACGAUGAAUACUUUCAUCCUUCUUCUGGCUGUUGGUGCAGCCUCAGCCCAGUCUGUUAUCAGUCCUCCAUCACGAAAUUGCCGUGAGCUGGGAGCGAUGGACGACGGACCCAAGACAGACGAGGCACUUCCUGAGUAUCCUUCAGGCGAGGUGAUGCUGGUGAGAGCGCAUGUUCCCCACGUAGAGAAAGGCACGUUUGAGUUCUAUCUCUGUCCUCGAACGAACCCAACCGACGAGGAAUGUCUCGUGAGGUGGCCCUUGGAUAUCUCUGGAGUGGAGGGACGUCAGUACCAGAUGACAAGGUCUAUCAAAGGAGGAGAGUACGAGAUACCUGUAGUGUUACCUAAUGGUGUUACCUGUGACUCCUGCACCCUCCAGUGGACACUGGUGACAGAGCAGUGUGCCCCUGAGGAUGCCGAGGAAGGGAGAGAUCCUGACUGCUCCGUUCAGAGAACCACACUCUGCUCCGACAUCUCCAUCGUCGAGACAAAACGCCGUCAGAAGAGAGGCUGGGACUUCCUGCAAGGUGUCUUCGGAAAGGCCAUAGAAGGAGCUGCCAGAACCAUUGGUAACUGUAGGAGAGACAACUUUUAGAUCCUCCAAGACACUCUACAACUGGAGAACUAAGCCGUAUUCUGGCCUCUGUUUUUUUUUU